AUGUCAUAAACAAACACAAAUAAUACAAUUAGUGGUCGAAUGAUAUUGCAUUAAUCACAAAAAUAAGAAAAGUCAUAUCCUUUUUUUAAAGACACUCGAGUAAAUUCUUGUUCAUACAUACAGAUGAAAAAAGGAAACCCUUAUGUAUGAUCUUUAUAUUACAUAGGCAAUUCCUUAUUAUGAAAUUGCAAACAAAUCAUAAAUUGAUAAUUAGAAUAAAUCUACUUAUAUUACAUCAACAUAUAAUGAUGAUUAUAAGCCAAAACCUAAUUUCCAUGUAGGAUCUGAAAAAAAAGCAUUAUAACCUUAUACAAUGGGUUCUUUUCGAUCCAGAUUACCUUAACCUGAUGCUCCAAUAUUAACUAAAAAUGCAUCUUAAGUUGAAAUUGGAGACAGACAGUAUGAUAUACAUUUGUUAUAUAUUAAAGUUUCAAUGUAAAAAGACAUUUUCUUAGUACUGCACAUAAUGUCUAUGGAAAUUUUGGAAAGUUUGGUAAUAUUUCUAAUCCUGGAAUUUUAAGUGAAAAAACAAAGUGGCAUCAUCAUUUACAAUAGCUAUGAAAUAUUUAAUAUUUUUAAUAUUCAC
This is a messenger RNA of Paramecium sonneborni, 586 nucleotides long. The record is from the annotation of a GenBank genome assembly. NCBI's taxonomy places the organism in Eukaryota, Ciliophora, Oligohymenophorea, Peniculida, Parameciidae.